AAUUAUGAGCCGGUCACUGGCGUUCAUACAAACGCUGCGUUUCACACCCCCCAGAAUACCGAUCUCACGAAGAAAUGGCCUGGCAAAAUUACUGGUAGCACAGGAGGCAGGAGGAGAGCAGUUUCUCAGGCACAGCAGCUAUAACGCGAGAUUCAUCCAUUCAAGUCCUGCAGGCGGGCUAAGAGAGGAAGACUCAUCAACUGGCAAGGAACAAGCCCGCCAGCAGCAUCAGCGCCACAAACCCGAGCCAGAUAUGGAAGAGUCAGACUCGUUUGCUAAAGAAUUCGACGCUCGUAUCCCCUCCAACAAAGCCAAACCCACCCUCAGUGAUGCAUACCAGCGGGGCCCAUGAAACAAACACCCUAAACGACCGUCAAGAGAAGAGCUAAGUGAUGACGAAAGGCAUAAGAUGGACGAAGAAGAGAAAGAAGUACAGCGGCAUAAUAAGGAUAUGGAGCAACGGCACGGCCGGGCGUUCAGUCAGAUCACGCAGGAUGGA
Molecule: messenger RNA, 499 nt
Organism: Nannizzia gypsea CBS 118893
Lineage: Eukaryota; Fungi; Ascomycota; Eurotiomycetes; Onygenales; Arthrodermataceae
Exons: 2
Coding region: 5-352 (115 amino acids)
Source: RefSeq, a predicted model, not a curated record